UAUGGGAGCGGCCAGUCAGAUAGCGGGAAGAGCCCCCUCUCCAUGAGUCUGGGAUUCCUUAAGAACUUGACUGAGAAGAAGAACACUCGCGUCGAUGGCCAACAGCCGAAGAGGAGAGGACCGAAGCCCGACAGCAAACCUGCGUUAACAAGGAGACAAGAACUCAACCGACAAGCUCAACGGCAAGUAGGCACGCGACGCAUGCAGUCUGCAUGGCUAACGUUGCGUAGGACACACCGGGAGCGGAAGGAAUUAUAUAUCAAGGCCCUCGAGCAAGAAGUUCUUCGGUUGAAGGAGAACUUUAGCAAUGUCUCGCGCGACAAAGAAACUCUCGCUGAGGAGAACCGACAAUUGAAGCAACUUCUUGCUCAACAUGGCAUACCAUGGGGCGGCACUGGUGGGGUAGAUGAGCUUGUGCAGAAUCCCAGUAUUGGUUAUACAUCAAGUGGUAGUAUAUCUGGUAGCUACGCGCCCGGAUCCCAAGGGUACAGCCCACCUCCAAUCCAGGCCAACUCGAAUCCUAAUUUCCUAGGCUCGGCUUCUCCUGAUCUCUCCAUGAAUGGCCAUGGCCGGAGUACAGCUCAACAACAGGUUCAACAAGGGGUGGACUAUGAUCAAGCAGGCAUUGACUUCGUCUUAACGCUCGAACGCCCUUGUAUGGAUCAUAUGCAGUUUCUUGUCGAACGAGCGAGUGAACCCGAAGGCGAUCCUUGUGGUCACGCUCUCAUGGCCUCCUGUCCCCCCGAUCCCUUCGUCGAGAAUAACCCAGAAGUACCAUUUGGACACGGCCCAAACCAUAUGAACGGCAAUGCCCCGAAGACAUGGGAUCUUUCAAAACCAGAUUUGGCAAACCUACUCGACCUAAGCAAAAGACUUAACCUGGAUGGCGAGAUCACUCCUGUCAUGGCAUGGGGUAUGGUCUUGGCGCAUCCAAGAUUCUCCGAAUUACGAACCGAAGACUUUGAGAAUAUGUGUCAAGAACUGGGCGGUAAAGUCAGGUGUUACGGGUUUGGCGCUGUCUUGGAGGAAUUUGAGAUCCGAGACGCUCUAGAAAGCGUUUUCUAUACGAAGCCA
Hyaloscypha bicolor E is the source of this 1074-nucleotide messenger RNA. RefSeq lists its product as uncharacterized. The record is from RefSeq and is a predicted model, not a curated record. Gene Ontology annotation, cellular component: RNA polymerase II transcription regulator complex. The transcript has 4 exons. Gene Ontology annotation, molecular function: DNA-binding transcription activator activity, RNA polymerase II-specific; transcription cis-regulatory region binding. NCBI's taxonomy places the organism in Eukaryota, Fungi, Ascomycota, Leotiomycetes, Helotiales, Hyaloscyphaceae. The annotation marks the transcript as partial.